GACUUCCUUUGUCAUCCACGUUUGUCAUUCUCGUACAAGAUGACAGCCUGCCUGCCGCUGCAGUAGAAGUCCACCUGAGAUGGCAGGCUGAGUUCGACGUUCAGUUGAAAUCUGCAGUGAAUAAUCUCAAGAAAUUGGUCAUAAUGGCAAGUGAAGAAAUUAAUGAAGACUAUCCAGUAGAAAUUCAUGAGUAUUUAUCAACAUUUGAGAAUUCCAUUGGUGCUGUGGAUGAGAUGCUGAAGACUAUGAUGUCUGUUUCUAGAAAUGAGUUGUUGCAGAAGUUGGACCCACUUGAACAAGCAAAAGUGGAUUUAGUUUCUGCUUACACAUUAAAUUCAAUGUUUUGGGUUUAUUUGGCAACUCAAGGAGUUAAUCCUAAGGAGCAUCCAGUAAAGCAGGAAUUGGAAAGAAUCAGAGUAUACAUGAACAGAGUCAAGGAAAUAACAGACAAGAAAAAGGCUGGCAAGCUGGACAGAGGCGCGGCUUCAAGAUUUGUCAAAAACGCCCUCUGGGAACCCAAACCUAAAAAUGCAUCCAAAGUUGCCAAUAAAGGAAAAAGUAAAAAUUAACCUUUUGGUUUUGAUGUACAGAUAUUCAAAAAGUACAUCAUUUUUAUUGUUUUCCACAAAAUGAUGAUUAUGUGGCAAUGCAGGGUUUAAAUGUAUUCCUUAUUGAAUUCAUAUAUAAAGUUUACAUUUUAAAUUUGUAAUGCUAAAUACUUUUUUUCCCUAGAAAGAUUAAGUUAUCUUUAUUGAUUUUCCUGUGGAUUGCUAUGAGUUUUUUAACAUUGUGGUAUAUUUUAUAUUCAUAGUUUACCAUCUCUCUUCACAAGACUCUUAUUUCCUUAUAUAGAUCAAUCUUUCAAGUACCAUUUUGUAAGCAACUAUGAAAUUUAAGUUAAAUGUUCUUUGUAAACUUUUGUCGAUCUCAAAUGAAUAAUGACUUUAUGAAGUAUGCUAUCUGAAAGCUGAAGUUAUAAAUACAUCUGGUUUCACUAUGUAAUAUUAAGAAAGAAUGAAAUGACUUAAAUGUCCAUUUUUUCCUGUGUAGUUACUUCAUGUUUUCAUGAUUUUGGGAAUUACUGAUUUUUUUGUUAUUUGAAGUGUGAAGCUUUCGGGUUAUACUUUAAUUCUUGGCACUUUUCCUCUAUGUCCCAUUUAAAGUAAAAUAUAUUCUCAUUACCUUUAGUUGGGAUUUGAGAUUGUCUGUUGCUGGGAGGUUGUGUAUUGAUGGCUGAAUUUUGGUGUAAUGGCUAUACCCUAUCCGUAAAGGCUGUAAAUGUUGUAUAGCUUACUGGUUUAUUUUUCUCUUUUGAGUAAAUUUUCCCUUGAAAUUAGGCAGGUAGAUUUUAGAAAUCAUAAGGAAUGGAGACGUUCUUGAGUUUCUCUUCCUGAUGCAUAGUGCCCACAGUUCUCUUGAUCUCGCUUUUUCAUAUUUUUUGAUUGCCUGUUUUUGUGGCUGUACCAAGUACAUACAGGUGUUUCAGAACAACUUUCUAUGUUAUAUAAUACCACUUAAACAGAGGAGAAAUUCAAAGGAGAUUACGUUGUUUUUAUAUUCUGAUUUAUUUUUCUGGAAUAUUUGUUACAGAGAAUUCUACAUAUGUAAAAAAAAUUUUUUUUAUGUCUAAGCCCAUGAAUUUUAAUUAUAUAUCCUUAAUGCUUUCAGUCUUUGAAUCCACAUCAUUAUGUGUAGGAAUGCCAAGUACAGUAAAGUACUUUAAUUUUUGAAAAAGAAGUUGUUAAAAUUUUCUGUGUGAUUAAUUCUCUAUAAGUAACCUUGAAUAAAUGGAUUUCUUGAUUUAUGGUAGCAGAUAUUGGAAAUGGUCUUAAAAUGUAAUGGAUUUUGUAAAGCAUGUUGAACUCUUUCUAUGACGCAUGAAGAGGAAGUCACUGAUAGAUGCAGAAAGUCUUCUGGCUCAGAUGUCAGAUGAUUUUUGAAGUGGAAGAACAUUUAUAGUUAUUUCACUUCUUUUUUCACCUUCAUCUUCUCACAUUUACAGCUUUUUCUUUCUUUCUUUCUUCCUUUUUUUUUUUUUUGAUGAGGAAGAUUGGCCCUGAGCUA
Molecule: messenger RNA, 2064 nt
Organism: Equus quagga
Lineage: Eukaryota; Metazoa; Chordata; Mammalia; Perissodactyla; Equidae
Gene: C1D
Product: C1D nuclear receptor corepressor
Exons: 5
Coding region: 144-569 (141 amino acids)
Biological process (GO): regulation of gene expression; maturation of 5.8S rRNA
Cellular component (GO): exosome (RNase complex); nucleolus
Molecular function (GO): RNA binding; DNA binding
Source: RefSeq, a predicted model, not a curated record